This is a messenger RNA of Raphanus sativus (radish), 1790 nucleotides long. Its product is annotated as cytochrome P450 71B4. The transcript has 2 exons. Gene Ontology annotation, molecular function: oxidoreductase activity, acting on paired donors, with incorporation or reduction of molecular oxygen; monooxygenase activity; heme binding. The record is from RefSeq and is a predicted model, not a curated record. NCBI's taxonomy places the organism in Eukaryota, Viridiplantae, Streptophyta, Magnoliopsida, Brassicales, Brassicaceae. The coding region runs from base 77 to 1567 and encodes 496 amino acids.
AUUUGUUUGCUUUAGUGUCUUAGUGCUCUGUUUUUAUAGUUAUCAAAAACAGAACACAAGAAAAAAAGUGAAAACUAUGUCGAUUAUUCUGUAUUUCGUUUCGUUUUUACUUUUCUCGUUAAUAUUCGUGAAGAAAAUCAAAGACUCCAAACAAAAUCUUCCUCCAAGCCCACCAAAGCUUCCGAUCAUCGGAAACCUACACCAGCUUCGAGGGUUGUUUCACAGAUCUCUUCAUAAUCUCUCCAAGAAACAUGGACCCGUGUUGCAUCUCCGUCUUGGUUCUCUCCAAAUGGUUGUGAUCUCAUCAAGUGAAGCAGCUGAAGAAGUUUUAAAAACCCAUGACCUUGAGUGUUGUACACGACCUGUCACUAUCGCCUCAACGGUUUUGUCACGUAAUGGUAAUGACAUCGGCUUUAGCGAGGACUGGAGAGAGCUGCGUAAGCUUGCGGUUCGUGAGUUUUUCAGUGUGACAAAGGUUCGGUUUUUCAGGUAUGUUAGAGAGGAAGAGAGUGACUUGAUGGUCAAGCAACUGAGAGAAUCGGCUUUGAAGCCAUCUCCAGUGGAUUUGAGCAAAACCCUUUUCUGCCUAACUGCGAGUAUCAUCUUCAGAACUGCCUUCGGACAGAGUUUCUUGGAGAACAAGCAUAUCGAUAAGGAAAGGAUCGAAGAACUGAUGCUUGAAGCUCACAGUAACAUGACUUUCAAUUUAACUGAUAUGUUCCCCACUGCUGGUCUUGGAUGGUUUAUGGACUUUGUGUCCGGGCAACAUAAGAGACUUCAUGAUGUUUUCACUGAGGUUGAUACUUUUCUUAACCAUAUAAUAGAUGAUCAUCAAUCCAAGAACUUCACACAAGAUCGUCCUGAUUUCAUCGAUUACCUCUUAGAAAUGAUACCUAAACAAGAACAAAAUGAAUCUAAUUUCAACCUCACAAUUGAUCAACUCAAAGGCCUCAUCCAAGGUAUAUAUCUUGCUGGAGUAGACACAAGCUCCAUCACCAUGAUUUGGACGAUGGCAGAGCUCGUUAGAAACCCUAGAGUGAUGAAAAAAGUACAAGAUGAGAUCCAAAAUUGCAUUGGAACCAAAUACAAGGAGAGAAUAACAGAAGAGGAUCUCAAAAAGCUUCAAUACUUGAAGCUUGUGGUGCAAGAAAGCUUGAGACUACACCCACCAGUUCCUCUAUUACUCCCAAGAGAAACAAUGAGUCAAAUCAAGAUUCAAGGCUAUGACAUUCCACCAAAAACCAUUCUAGUGGUUAAUGCUUGGUCGAUAGGUCGUGAUCCUAAACACUGGAAAGAUCCAGAGGAGUUUAUUCCAGAGAGGUUUAUCGAUUGCCCUGUAGAUUACAAGGGACAUAGCUUUGAGAUGUUACCAUUUGGUUCUGGACGGAGGAUGUGUCCAGGUAUGGCUUCAGGGAUUGCUACUAUUGAACUGGGACUCCUGAAGUUGCUUUACUACUUUGAUUGGGGAUUGCCUGAGGAGAAGAAAGAGAUGGACAUGGAGGAAGCUGGUGUUCUUACUAUUGUUAAAAAAGUUCCUCUUGAGCUUCUUCCCAUUCUUCGUCAGUGAUGGGGUCAAAGAGUCUUUGAGUACAAGAAGUUGAACUGUGUAAAUAUACUUCAGACUAGAUUUGUGUUGUGUUUUUAAGGAUAAAACUUGGGGGGCAAACUAAAGUUUUAUUUUGCUAAAAAUGGUUUGAUGCACUGGUUUGUAUCUGGAUGUUCUAUUGUAUCUAGUUUUAACAUCCACAUGUAUCAUCCAUAUUCAGUAUUCAGAAUUUUAUUUUUAGAAC